Leptopilina boulardi is the source of this 3228-nucleotide messenger RNA. It is a transcript of the gene Lrt, whose product is annotated as leucine-rich repeat protein soc-2-like. The coding region runs from base 195 to 2732 and encodes 845 amino acids. The transcript is spliced from 7 exons. Gene Ontology annotation, molecular function: protein binding. NCBI's taxonomy places the organism in Eukaryota, Metazoa, Arthropoda, Insecta, Hymenoptera, Figitidae. The record is from RefSeq and is a predicted model, not a curated record.
CUAUCCGACGUAAAACACGCGGGAGUCGUUAGCGCUAAGUCGUCGGGCGUGAGCUUCAUUUGAAUCAUGAAAUUGUCCGGCCAACUGAGAAAUAAAAAACAUGAGGAUUAAUUACGUGAAAAGGCCUCCUGACUUUGCUAAUUCGUCAUUUUGAGGAACCAAUCCAUAGGAAAUAUCCAAAUUUCACAUACAGGAUGCCGAGGUUAAGACAAAUUCUGUUAGUUAUGGCGAUGUUGAUGUUGAUGAUGAUGGGCUACUCUUUUGGAGCAGAUGAUGAAAAUUCUACAAUAACAAGACCAAUGACGACUACAAUAGAAAAUGAAAAUUCGAUAAAUAUAACAACAACAGAAGCAACAAAAAAUACAACAUCGACAACAACUACUGAAUCAAUGUUAAUCAUAAAUAUAACAUCAUCGGAAACAACUAGUACUAUUGAGUAUACAGAAAUGCCAGAAAUAUUAACAAAAGAAAUGACAAAAAUCACAACUUUGUUACCAAGUACAAUAUUCGUUACUCAAAAUACUACUACAACUACUCCUGCUAGUAGUAGUACUACUACAAUUGAACCUCAACAAUCUUUUAAAGCAAGAAAUGAUUCCUUGAAUGUAGCGUGGGAAUGUCCUAAUAUAACGGGAGUCGGAAUCGAGUGUUCUUGCGAUUUUCCUCAUACACUCAGAUGCACAGGGGACAGAACUGGUCUGCAGACAAUUAGCCAACACUUGAGACACAAUCAUCUAGGCAUUUCUCUAUUGGACGUAACAGUCACAGGUAUAUCUACACUUCCAGCAAAUUUUUUGGAGGACAUUUCACUUCACGGUCUUGUUGUUUCCACCGGUGAAUUGCGAAGAGUUCACGAAAAUGCCUUCACAUCGCUAAAUAGACCACUUCAAGCUUUAGGAUUGCCUAAUAAUCUUUUGGAAUCAGUCCCAACUGCGGCUUUAUCACGUCUAAUUGGCUUAGACAGGCUGGAUCUGUCUCGAAAUAAAUUAAAAAUGUUGGAAGCUGAUUCAUUUGUCGGUUUGACAAACUUGACGUAUUUGGAUCUUUGCGAUAAUAUGUUGUCACAAUUGUCACCACAAGCAUUUUCAUCAUUGCCGGCUCUUCGAAAUUUAAAAAUGCGAGGCAAUCAUCUGAGCGUAUCAGCUCUUUCGGCUCUCAGAGGACUUAAAAAACUUGAAGAACUCGAUCUUUCUCGAAAUAUUCUCGUAGGAACUGUGAAUAAAAAUCUUCUUCCAAUUAUGCCGCGGCUCAGGACUCUCGUGCUUUCGGAAAAUGAAUUAACCAACAUUCAGCAAGGAGCACUUUCUGGAUUACGAAAUUUAACAUACUUGAGCCUCAGUCACAAUCAGAUUGACGUUUUGGAAGAUCAUGCAUUCAAACAUUUGUCUACAUUAAUGAGAUUGGAUUUAUCGAAUAAUGGAAUAAUUGCCGUCUCCAGUUUGUCUUUGGCUCAUUUAGAAAAUUUAACGAUGUUAGAUUUGACGCAUAAUUUUUUACGAUCUCUUACAUCGGAUUUGAUUUUGCCACUUAAAAAUUUACAGGACCUUCGUCUCGAUGACAAUGACAUUACUUUAGUUGCAAGCGAUGUACCAACAUAUAAAUUAAAAUUGAAACGACUAUCGCUUUCCGAUAAUCCUUUAAAUUGUGAUUGCACUCUUUUGGAUUUUGCAAAUUGGCUGACAAAUUCAAGUUUAGAAGAUGAAGAUAAACUUUCAGCCGUGUGCGCGACUCCACCAGCUUUGGAGAAUGGCAUUCUUGUCCAGGUAUCACCUGGAAGUCUACUUUGCGGUGAUCCAACUCCAUCGACGAGGCUUCCAGUUUCAAACGUUCAAAUAAUCCUCAAAGAAUUUCAUUACGACGAGUUAAAUGGAAUAAAUCUUCUUUGGAACAUAGAUCUUGGUACAAGUUAUUACACGUGCGAUACUCUGAUGAUUUACGAGACUGUUGGCGCCAAGGAGGAGCGCAUUGAAUCGAGUCCACUUCAUUGUGAUUCACGUUUAAUGAGAGAUCGAUUUACACUUCCGGUUGCAAUUCCUACGUCAAUUCAUUUACAAUUGAAACACAAAUAUCGCUAUUGUGUGGCAAUUUUAAUUCCUUCGGGUUAUGAUGAUAUUUCACUUGGUCUUGGUUGUAGUGAUGUUAUUGUUCUCGAGGAAACCAGAAGUCGACGAAAAGAUCAACAUCAAUUGAGCCAAAAUGAAGUUUCCCUGGCUGGCUCAACUCUUUUGAAAGCAGCCAUCACUGCAGUUCAUGUUAAUGUUUCCAAAGAGGGCUUUCUUCAGGUGGACGUCAGUUUAUCGCUUCCACCGGAAUUUCAGCCAGGCACCAAGUGUGAAUUGUCGGUUGUUGUUUUUGCAACGGAAAGUGCGUCAGUUCAUCGAAAAAAAAUGAAUUGUUCAUUGACAUUCAUAACUCUCUCGGGAUUAUUGCCGGGACACUAUAAAGUGUGUGCAAGUCUCGAUGAAAUUGCCGGUGAUACAUUAUCAAUUUCCAAUCACGAUCGAUAUCGUUGUGUACAAGUACAAACAUUUAAGCAAAAUUCAGAAAUUUGGUUUCUCAUUAUCGUCAUUGUUGUCAGUAUUUUUCUAUUGAUAAUCAUUUUGGUGAGUCGAAGUCUCAUGAAAAAACUUCGAAAUCCAAAGAUUCAAACUCAGUGUUUUAUGCCAACUCAGGAAUUUGAAAUCACUCAAAAGGCUCAUUAUAUUAAACUUCUGGCCACCACAAAAGUUUAAUUGUUGAAAAAAAUUUUUCUAUUCACCUCGCAAUCAUUUCAUAAAUGAAUUUUUCAUUUUAUUUAACAUCUUGAUAUAAUUAAUUUAAUUAAUUAAUACGAAUAAUAAUUUAAUUAAUUAGAUUGAGAUUUUUAUUUUCAAUUUAUAAUAAAUUUGCCGUGAAUGUAAAAUUUGAUUGAUCUUGAAAUUUUUCGUAAAUCAAAGUUAAAAUUCAAGAUAAUGGAAAAUUGUGUUUUUUUUAUACAUGUAAAUUAAGAAUGAACAUGUGCCAUAAGAUUGUUGCGAAAAGUAUUUGUUUUUUUAAAUGACGUUUUGUAAAUCAUUAAACAAAAUUUUCUAAUUAAAUUCUAAACCUAAGGUUUAAGAAAGAACAUAAAAACAUCGUGAUGAAAAAAAUGAAAUGAAAAAAAAGACGUAAGAACGUUUUAAUAAAAUAAAUAAAAAAAUCUUCUUAAAUAAUAAAAUACGUCUUACUGAAACGAAUGAGAGAAAUGCA